Molecule: messenger RNA, 317 nt
Organism: Saimiri boliviensis boliviensis (Bolivian squirrel monkey)
Lineage: Eukaryota; Metazoa; Chordata; Mammalia; Primates; Cebidae
Source: RefSeq, a predicted model, not a curated record
AUGCCAUCUCAAAUGGAACAUGCCGUGGAAAUCAUAAUGUCUACAUUUCACAAAUUUGCUGGAGAUAAAGGCUACUUAACAAAGGAGGACCUGAGAGUACUCAUGGAAAAGGAGUUCCCUGGAUUUUUUGAAAAUCAAAAAGACCCUCUGGCCAUGGACAAAAUAAUGAAGGACCUGCACCAGUACAGAGAUGGCAAAGUGGGCUUCCAGAGCUUCUUUUCCCUAAUUGCAGGCCUCGCCAUUACAUGCAAUGACUAUUUUGUAGUACACAUGAAGCAGAAGGGAAAGAAGUAGGCAGAAAUGAGCAAUUCCCCCGG